AUGACUGUUCGAGCUUAUGGAAGAGUUUUUACAAGACUUCGGAGAUAUUUGUACCAAGGAAACGACGAUGAGUUAGCUAUGGCCCGGAGAUUCUUUAAUGGACUCAGGCAAGACAUAAAGGGAAGGUUGCACGCUGUGACAUACCGAAGUGUCGCAGAAGUAGAAGAAAGAGCGGUAAGUGUUGAGGAAGCCAUUGAGACAGAGAAGGAGAUUUUGGCCCAAGAGAAAAAGAAGGAACCAGUCAAGCAGACUAAGGUUGUGAACACUCGGAAGGGGAAUCAAGUAGCAGGACGAAAUUGGGGCGCAGGCCGUGGUAAAGUUAAAAUGAAUGUUAACCAUGGGGGUUGUAAUGUGAGCAACAUGGAUCCGCGAGAAUGCUAUGUGUGUGGUAAAGUUGGGCAUUUUGCUCGAGCUUGCCCAACCGUUAACACAGUGACAUUCAAUCCANCUAUGUGUGUGGUAAAGUUGGGCAUUUUGCUCGAGCUUGCCCAACCGUUGAGGAAACAAAGAGUACCAACCUUUUUAGCAUUGCAUUUUGUUAUAUUGGCCUUGCGUUUAGGAAUAUUACUUGUUGGUGGUAACCCCACACAUGUACUGUUUGAUUCGGGAGCGUCCAAUAGUUUUGUGACUCCCGAAGUGGCUGACAAUUUCGGAGACUUGUGUGAGGAGGAGGAAGUGAACAUCAAUGUCUACACUGCUGGUAAUCAACCGCCUUUGAAGACAAGAAGAUGGAUCAAGGAAGUGUCGAUAGUCUUGCAGGAUACGAACCUCCCGGUAAAUCCUCUAGUGAUGCCAUUGGAUAGGUUCGAUGCUAUUUUGGGAAUGGAUUGGUUAUCGGAACACCAAGCCCAUAUAGACUGCAGCAGAAGCAGAGUUAUAUUUGAAAAUGGAGGAAGGACACCUCUAGUUUUCAACGGGAUCAGCCCGAGUAAAACGGGAGGAGAUGACAAGGAAGGCAUGGAAUUGGAGGACAUUACCAUAGUCAAGGACUUUGGGGAUGUGUUUAGACCGCUGGAAGGAUUGCUUCCACCAAGAAGCCAUCCUUUUACCAUAAAUCUUGAGCCCGGAGCUACCCCAUUGUUAAAGCACCAUAUCGCAUGGCACCAACCGAGUUGGCAGAACUUAAAACUCAGUUAG
Camelina sativa (false flax) is the source of this 1137-nucleotide messenger RNA. The record is from RefSeq and is a predicted model, not a curated record. Lineage: Eukaryota; Viridiplantae; Streptophyta; Magnoliopsida; Brassicales; Brassicaceae.